Messenger RNA from Echinops telfairi (small Madagascar hedgehog), 807 nucleotides. RefSeq names its product exocyst complex component 3 like 2 (gene EXOC3L2). The transcript has 7 exons. Gene Ontology annotation, molecular function: SNARE binding. The record is from RefSeq and is a predicted model, not a curated record. The annotation marks the transcript as partial. Gene Ontology annotation, cellular component: exocyst. Gene Ontology annotation, biological process: exocyst localization; exocytosis. NCBI's taxonomy places the organism in Eukaryota, Metazoa, Chordata, Mammalia, Afrosoricida, Tenrecidae.
AUGAGAUGCCAGGACCUCUCGUCUGUGGUCCACUCCUGGGCUCAGACCCGGGCAGCCCUGCUCAGGGUGCUGCAGGAAGAUGAGGGGCAGUGGGCGGCUAUCCAGGAGCAGCCGGGCACCCUGGCCCAGGAUGUGUGUGAGCUGCUGGAAGAGCAUACAGAUAGAGCACCCGGAAUCAGCCAGGAGUUUGGGGAGCGGAUGGCCUACUGCUGCUUGGGGGGCCUGGCCGAGUUCCUGCAGAGCUUCCAGCAGCGCGUGGAGCGAUUCCAUGAGAACCCAGUGGUACAGGAGCUGACAGCAGCCAGCUACAUCAGCAGGACCAUCUCCUUGGUCAACUAUGGGCCCCCCCUGCGGACCCUGGCUGAACGCCUGGCCCGAGUGGGGCCCCCGGAAAGUGAGCCGGCCAGGGAAGCAGCAGCCAGUGCUCUGGACCGAGUGACAGGGCUCUGCCACCGAGUCCUGGCCGACCUGCUGUUCCAGGAGCUGCAGGAGUCGCAGGCCACUUGGCUGGACGCUGUGGUGCCCCACUUGGCGGAAGUCUUGCAGCUGGAAGACACGCCCAGUAUCCAGGUGGAGGUGGGGGUGCUGGUGCGCGACUACCCAGACAUCAGGCAGAAGCACGUGGCAGCCCUCCUGGACAUCCGGGGCCUUCGCAAUGCCGCUGCCCGCCACGAGAUCCUGGCCGUGGCCCGGGACCUGGAACUGUCGGAGGGGGGUGCCCUGGCCACCCCCCGGGACCGCGCCUUUUUCUCAGACAUCCCAGUGUCCCGGCCGCCCUUCUGCCUGGGCCUUCAGCUGCUCCUGGAC